AUUCUCAAAAAGUUCUCAAAUAUGCGCUACAAAACCAUGUGCUUAAAAAAUUUGACACAAAAACAUAACCUUAAAUGCGAAUUCGUUUUGCUGUGGUGUUGAUAUUUUAUGUUUUGAAAACAAUUUAAAAUAAAAUAAAAUGGGAAAAAAGGGCUUUAAUUGGAAAUCUCGACAAGUGGUUGAUACUAUCAUCGAUAAUACAAAAACAAAACAAAUUCAAUUAGACGAUUCGUUCAAGAAUAGCAGUUAUGAUUCAUGUAAUACUUUAGUUUUGCCCUCGAAGAAGCGUAAAACUAAAAUAAAACAACAAGCAGUUAUUCAAACUAAAUUAUUGUCGAAAUCAAAACGAAAAGUAUUAGAGAAGAUUGUAGAACGUAAGAAGAAAAAGGAAAAGCGUGGGUCUUUACUAGAAGCCUUAAAGCAAGUUCAAGUUAGUGAAGAGGAAUUAAAACAAUUUACACCAAUCGCUGCAAUCCAGACAAAAGGACUUCGAAAUUUUAAACAGCAAUUGAACUUACAAAGUAAUUUUAAUAAAUUUGAUGAUGAACCUGUUAAAGAAGUUAAAUUAAAUGGAAUUAAAGGAAGUUUUAAACGGAAAUUGCAAUCGGAAGUUGAUGAAACUAAUAAAAAGAAGAAAAUUAGUGACCUAAAUGUUGUAGGUUUUGACUCCGAAUCAGAAAACAGUGAAGAUUCUAGCGAUUCAGAUGGUGAAUUAAGUGAAAUAGACAAUGACAAAGCUGAAGUAUCAGUACCUGAACCCGAAAUUAAGUCUGAGGAAGAUGACAAUGAAGAUAAAAAUUCUAAGGUAUCAGAAAUACCACAGAAAAAUGAAAAAAGGUCUAAAGAACAAAUCACUCAUAAAACUUCAGAAGAAGGGAAACUGCAAGAAAAUUCAAAAGAAAACCCAAGUCCUAAAAUUAAAAUUGAAUCUAAACCUGCUACAUUUGUGAGUGUUAAUAGAAAACCAGAAAUUCAAGCCGCCCGAUUAAAGUUACCUAUUUUAGCUGAAGAACAAGUUGUUAUGGAAAAAAUCAAUGAAAAUCAAAUCAUUAUUAUAGCUGGAGAAACCGGUAGUGGAAAAACAACUCAAGUUCCACAAUUUUUGUAUGAAGCCGGUUAUGCUAAAGAAAAAAUGAUUGGUAUAACAGAACCAAGACGUGUUGCAGCCAUUUCCAUGUCGAAACGUGUUUGCGAAGAAAUGAAUUUAACAUCAGAAGAAGUUUCAUAUUUAAUUCGAUUUGAGGGUAAUGUUACACCAAAAACAAAAAUUAAAUUUAUGACCGAUGGUGUUUUAUUAAAAGAAAUUGAAAGUGAUUUUAUUUUAAGUAAAUAUUCAGUCAUUAUUUUAGACGAAGCUCACGAGAGAAGUGUUUACACUGACAUAUUAAUUGGUUUACUAUCGAGAAUUGUCCCCUUACGAUAUAAACGUGGAAACCCCUUAAAGUUAAUAGUUAUGUCUGCUACAUUACGAAUUGAAGACUUUACGGAAAAUCCAAGGUUAUUCAAGCAAACUCCACCAGUUUUAAAGAUAGAUUCUCGUCAGUUUCCUGUUACAAUUCAUUUUAAUAAACGUACAAAUGAAAAUUAUUUACUUGAAGCUUAUAAAAAAGCUGUUAAAAUCCAUAAUCAAUUACCAGCAGGAGGUAUUUUAAUUUUCCUUACUGGACAAAGAGAAGUAAAUUGGUUAGUUAGAAAAUUACGCAAAACUUUCCCUUAUAGAUUGAAAAAAUCGAAAGAAUCCGAAAACGAUCAAGAAAAAGAAGAAGUGUCAGAUAAUGAUUCGGAUGAUGAUUUUUGUUCGAGAAAGUUGAAGAAAAAACGUACGAAAAAACAAAUUAAACUUCCAGAAAUCAAUUUAGAUGAUUAUAGUUUACCUGCGGAUACCGAAGAUGUUGAUUCUGCUGAUGGAACUGAUAUUGAAAGUGAAGAUGAAUUGGAAGACGAAAUUGUGACGAAAAACACUUCACAACCAUUAUGGGCACUACCAUUGUAUUCGUUAUUACCAUCGUAUAAACAGGCCAAGGUGUUUGAGGCUCCACCGGAAGGUACUCGAUUAUGUGUAGUUUCAACGAAUGUAGCAGAAACAUCUUUAACAAUUCCGAACAUCAAAUACGUUAUUGAUACAGGGAAAGCGAAAGUUAGAUUAUAUGAUAAAUUAACAGGAGUGAGUACACAUCAGGUCACAUGGGCAAGUCAAGCAGCUGCAAACCAACGAGCUGGACGUGCUGGACGUACGGCACCAGGUCAUUGUUACAGAUUAUAUUCAAGUGCAGUGUUUAAUGACACCUUCAAAGAAUUUUCUGAACCAGAAAUUCAACAAAAACCAGUUGACGAUUUGUAUUUACAAAUGAAAUGUAUGAACAUAGAUAAAAUUGUCAAUUUUCCAUUCCCGUCAGCUCCUGAUUUGAUUCAAUUAAAGUCAGCGGAAAAACGAUUGAUACAGAUUGGAGCAUUGCAACCAAAUGAACAAGAUACCAACAAACCUUCGACUGUAACGCCAUUAGGACGAGCCAUUAGUAAGUUUCCUGUAUUACCUCGUUUUGGAAAAAUGUUGGCUUUAAGUCAUCAACAGAAUUUAUUGCCUUUUACAAUAUGUAUGGUAGCUGCACUUUCAGUACCCGAAGUACUAUUAGAGGUACCAAUAUUCCACACUGAUGAAAUGUCUGCAAAAAAUAUCCGACAAAAAUGGCAACAAACUAGACGAGCAUGGGCUGGUGUAGGCAAUUCGUUAUUAUUAGGAGAUCCAAUGGUUUUGUUACGAGCUGUUGGGGCUGCAGAAUAUGCAAAUUCACAAGGUUCCUUGGAGAAAUUUUGUAAUGAUAAUGGUCUACGACAUAAAGCUGUUGUUGAAAUUCGAAAAUUACGAGUACAAUUAACUAAUGAAAUUAAAGCUAAUAUGCCGGAAUUAGAUUUAAUAGUUGAUCCAAAAAUGGCACCUCCAACAGAUAUUCAAGCCAAAUUAUUACGCCAAAUUUUAUUAAGUGGAAUGUCGGAUCAAGUGGCUAAGAAGUUAGAUGUAACUGAAGUGAAAGAGAUUGUCGAUAAAGCGAAGUUCAAAUACGCUUAUCAAGCUCCUGAAUUAGAAGAACCUAUUUUUAUGCAUUCUAGUUCAGUCUUACGAAAAACUGCCCCCGAAUGGGUUGUCUAUCAAGAAAUUUAUGAAAAUAAUAAAAUGUUUAUGCGAGGAGUUACCGCCAUCGAACCUGAAUGGUUGCCAACAUACGCUUCGGCUGUUUGUAACUUAGGUGAACCUUUAAAAGAUCCUGAACCCAGAUAUGAACCCAAAAAUGGUAAAAUGUAUUGCUCUGUUACUGGUAGUUUUGGUAACCAAAAUUGGUUAUUACCACAAGUGGAAAUACCAUUUCCUGAAAGUUAUGCAAAAUAUAAGUGGUUUGCAAAAUGUAUACUCGAGGGUCAAGUGUUCAAGAAAUUAGAACGGUUUAAGAAAUCAUUAUUGAAUGCUCCUAGUACAAUGGUGAAAACAUGGGCAAAUUUACAACCGCGUACUAAUGUUCUUUUGAAAACAUUAAUGUCAAGGAAAGCAGGUUCCAGAGAGCAGUUAAAAGCAAUUUGGAAAACUGAACCUGAUUUUUUAUUGGAUGCGUAUCAAAAAUGGUUGCCAGAAUCUGCUCAUAAUGAAAUUGCAUUAAUAUGGCCUCCACUAGAUUAGAUUUGUUUGUAAAUAGCUGU
This is a messenger RNA of Chrysoperla carnea, 3690 nucleotides long. It is a transcript of the gene kz, whose product is annotated as probable ATP-dependent RNA helicase kurz. Gene Ontology annotation, molecular function: ATP binding; RNA binding. The coding region runs from base 140 to 3670 and encodes 1176 amino acids. Lineage: Eukaryota; Metazoa; Arthropoda; Insecta; Neuroptera; Chrysopidae. The record is from RefSeq and is a predicted model, not a curated record. Gene Ontology annotation, biological process: maturation of SSU-rRNA from tricistronic rRNA transcript (SSU-rRNA, 5.8S rRNA, LSU-rRNA). Gene Ontology annotation, cellular component: intracellular anatomical structure; nucleolus. The transcript has 4 exons.